UGUCAGAAGACAGCAUCUGUCAAAGCCCACAUUUAAACUGCUGCCUGCCUGUGCAGCAGCUGAAGAACUACAGAAUGGAUUUCAGAGACCACAAUCCUCGCCUAAAACAGCUCGAACCCAUUUCUACUACUGCCUAGCAACAAUGAAGGAGGGAAGAGAGGCAAAUCCUAUUACUGAAGGCAAGUGAGCCACUACGUGCUAGCACUCACAGCUAACAUUACCAUUAGAAAUAUGGAUACUGAGGAGAGGAGAACACAGCACUGCAUUGUCCGGCAAGGGAAACACCAGAUGUAAAAGCUCCAAGACAUCGGCUGCGAACACCAGACGAGCCCGAUCGGAACAGGAACGAGAACUACUGUCCUUUUGUUCGAACAAUGAACAAAAAGCCCCAAGACAAGGACAACACUUAUGAGCAGGGAAGGUAACGCGGCAACGGGCAGACAGAUGGACAGAUUGGAUACCGUGAAAAGCGAUCGCAGGAAGCAGACUGCUGGGGGAUGUGCGCAUGUUCGAUAGCAUCUUUUUUGCUGAAGUGAUGGCGUGCCAAAACUAUUUUCUGGGGGUAUAAUCCUCGCACCAUAAAUGGCCUGACCAAGGAAGCAAAAUGUCAUCAGACUAGUAUCAGCCAAGCAUAAAUUGGGAGUGUGCAAAAAGACUGGACAUGAUUUAAACCAUCAGCAGCACGAUCAGGCACCACAUUUUACAAGUAACAUCAGGCUCCCCUGAGAUCCCAAAAGGAAACCUUCAAACACUACACAUUCAAAAUGAGUGAGCCAUUUGCAGAGAAUCACUCAACAUAAGCAAAAGAAAAUGAAUACCAAAGAAUAGCAGCGGAUCCAGAAAGGAAGGGAAAAGCAUUUUGCUUGGCCAUUGUCUCAUCAUUGGAUUCUUACAACAUGCUUCAGUGGAGAAGACGACACUGCUGCUUUGCAAAGAUGACCUGGAAUACCAAAAGGUCUCUAUUUCGCACCCAUCUCAUUGGCCUGGUCUCUCUCGUAUUUCUUUUUGCUGUGUUUCUGUUUUUUAAUCAUCACGACUGGCUGCCGGGCAGGGCUGCUUUCAGAGAAAAUCCCAUGGCUUACACUAUACGAGGAUUUAGGUCUACUAAGAGUGAGAUGAACCACAGCUCUCUAAGGAACGUGUGGAAAGACGCCGUACCUCAGACUCUCAGGCCUCAAACAGUCACCAACUCCAACAACACCGAGCUGUCACCCCAAGGAGUUACCGGUCUGGAAAACACGCUCAGUGCCAAUGGAAGUAUUUACAAUGAGAAAGGUGCUGGGCAUCCAACUUCGUAUCAUUUCAAAUACAUCAUCAAUGAGCCUGAAAAAUGCCAGGAGAAGACCCCUUUUCUAAUUUUGCUCAUAGCUGCAGAGCCAGGCCAAGUGGAAGCUAGACAGGCGAUUCGACAAACCUGGGGGAACGAAAGCCUGACACCUGGCAUCCAAAUUGUUCGCAUCUUUCUGCUGGGGCUAAGCAUCAAGAUAAACGGAUACCUACAACGCACCAUACUAGAGGAAAGUAGACAAUACCAUGACAUCAUUCAACAAGAAUACUUAGACACCUAUUAUAAUUUAACCAUUAAAACUCUGAUGGGAAUGAACUGGGUUGCAUCGUAUUGUCCAAGUGUUCCGUAUGUUAUGAAAACUGACAGUGAUAUGUUUGUCAAUACUGAGUAUUUAAUACACAAGCUUCUGAAACCAGAACUUCCUCCAAGGCACAAAUAUUUUACAGGUUAUUUAAUGAGAGGUUACGCACCUAACAGGAACAAGGAUAGCAAGUGGUACAUGCCACCUGAUUUGUAUCCAAGCGAACGUUAUCCUGUAUUCUGCUCUGGAACUGGUUAUGUUUUUUCUGGAGAUUUAGCAGAAAAAAUCUUUAAAGUCUCCUUAGGCAUCAGACGUUUACAUUUAGAGGAUGUAUACGUGGGGAUCUGCCUUGCCAAGCUGCGAAUUGACCCCAUGCCUCCACCCAACGAGUUUGUCUUCAAUCACUGGCGAGUUUCUUACUCCAGCUGUAAAUAUAGCCACCUAAUUACCUCCCAUCAGUUCCAACCUAGUGAACUGAUCAAAUACUGGAACCACUUACAACAGAAUAAGCACAAUGCCUGUGCCAAUGCAGCGAAGGAAAAAGCAGGCAGGUAUCGCCACCGUAAACUGCACUAGAAGGACAGCACUCCCUCUAUCAAAUGUAUCCCACGUGCAAUUUGUAAAUAUCGCUGAACGCAUGUACAGUGAAAAUGGAUGAGCUUAACGGGACAGCCUUUAGUUGAUCCCCAUCUCACAUAGUGGAGUCUGAAAAUUAUUUUUUUAAUUUAAAAUAAAAAGUAUAGUUCUCAAAAACACUAAUAUUAUGAAACCGUGACCAAAAGGUUUUCCCAGCAAACUUGAAGGAAAAAGAUGAGAUAAAGAUUUUUGUGUUAAUGUGCAAUAAUAAGCAUGCACACUUUGGUGGUCCAAUUGCUGACUUCUGUGCCAAUAAAAUAUAAUUGAGCAUAUUUUCCACACAAAUUUUAUUUAAAAAAUGCAUUCAUACCUCUAGUUCAAUGUAAUGAUUUCUUGUUAUCUCGAAUUGCUAGAAGUAAAAUGCAAAAUGAGAAACAAAGGAAAUGCACAAAGGGCAGAUCAUUUUUACCUUCAAAUACCACAUUAAAAUUAUUACACACUUCUUUAACAUACAACAUAUUUAGCAGUGUCACAUUUACACUUAAGACACUACCAAAAGAACGGUAAAAGAAUGCAAAAGCACUCCGUUAAAGUACAUCCAGUUCUGGCGUGGGUGCUUUUUGGAAGGGAUUAGGAAAAAGGAUAAAUGAAAACCAAGUUCAGACUACCACUUUGUACAUCGCCUUCUGAAAUGUUACUGGUGUUCUUGAUUCAACUCCAGUUUCAACUACAUCUUCCUGAAAGAGGUGACAAAGUUGCUUAAUUCUGUACAAGUCAUAGGGCAAGCUCCUAAAUUCUGGUGCCAAGUAACAUUCAUAUUGGCAUCUUGGUGCAAAUUCAUUGAAUCUGCUAUUAAUUUCCUUACAUAACUUCAAGACAGCUCAAAGGCUGAUUGGAUAUGCAAAAUGGAACUUCAAGUCUUUCACCAGAGUCUCAAAAAUGUUCUGUUUUCUAAAAGAGGGAGAAAACCUACCAAAUCUUUGUUGGUUUUGCUCUUUACUGCCUUUCAAAAAAAAAAAAAAAAAAGAGGACCAGUCAAGUAAAAAUAGGUUUGCUAGAGGAAAUUAAGCCAAACGCUUUAUAGAUGGGGAGGACUAAGUCAUAAGAUUGACGUUUCCCGGUAGCAAUACGGGCGAGAACAAAAUAGAAGCAUUUUUAAAAAUUAAAGCCACAACAUCUGCCACUGAAAACAAGAUUGAAAAGAAGGUUAGAUCUAUUUACAGGUUUCCAAGUUUUCUAACAAACAGAACUUUUAAAGUUUAUUUUCCAACAAAGUUACAGAAGCAUUGCAUCAGAAUCAGGUUAUUACUAUUUGUCACAGUGCCAGGGUAAGCAAUACCCGCAUUUGAUUGAGCAGUAAAUGAUGGAACUGUGAUUGGUUUUCUGUUUGACCAGUACUUUUUAAUUGGGUAAAAUACAAAUAUUUGAUGUACUUUUAUUAUUUAAUAAAAUUGAUUAUAUUUAUGGUCUUUCAGCCUUCACUUUUUAUGGUAAAGCUGCUCAGGAAGAAAUAAAUUGCUAGAUUCAGCAUUAA
Messenger RNA from Oxyura jamaicensis (ruddy duck), 3699 nucleotides. RefSeq names its product beta-1,3-galactosyltransferase 2 (gene B3GALT2). The record is from RefSeq and is a predicted model, not a curated record. NCBI's taxonomy places the organism in Eukaryota, Metazoa, Chordata, Aves, Anseriformes, Anatidae. Gene Ontology annotation, cellular component: membrane. Gene Ontology annotation, molecular function: N-acetyl-beta-D-glucosaminide beta-(1,3)-galactosyltransferase activity. The transcript is spliced from 3 exons. The coding region runs from base 897 to 2165 and encodes 422 amino acids.